GUCGUCCACACGUCUUCUGAACUACCCUGUCUCUUUUGUGGGUUUUAAUCCGCCUCUGUUUCUCUCAGGAAAUUGUGACUCAAUUUUGAGCAAAGUGUGGAGAAAAGCCUCUUUUGUUCCCGUAAACACAAGAGCCAGCUGAAGAGUAAAACAUGCUGCAGGUGACGCUGCUCAUCAGCCUGCUGUUGGUGCACCACACAACCUUAAGUCAUGAAGUCCAAAAGGGCUGCGGAGAAGACGCACAACUUAGGUGUUCAGAGAUCGAGGACCAUGGACCAGACAGGGAUUUUGUUGCAGUCACAUGGUACAAGGUUGAAAAAGACAAGUGGGGCAUUCUCAGGCUGAAAAAAGAUAAACCGCUGGAUAAUACAGAGAAGUACGACUUCCAUCGAGAAGCGAUGAUGGGAGAGAAAUACAGCUUGGUGUUGCCCAGAGUCACACCCAAUGAUUCAGGCAUUUAUGAGUGUGAGGUCAAUGCAAAAGUAGGAGGCCAAAUCAAGGGGAGCAGAGUUCAGCUAACUGUGCAUGAGUGUGUGCCUCCGACUGAGCCAACCCCACCAUGUUCAGUCAUGGACAUGCCCAUCGCAUGGAGCCUGGCCAGCUAUGGAGCAGUGGUCGUUGUCAAGAUUGUUCUGUCCCUGUUGAGCAUUUGGCCACAGGAUUCAAAGUGCUCCCUCGCAGGCUCCUCACAGCCAGACUCGACUUCAUUUUCUCCAAAAACAGAGCAGAAAACCACUCAGGGGAUGAAGAUAUCCGUUCUGUCUAAGAAGCUGUGGUGUGUCCACAAGCAGCUGCUUGUGUUGCUCACUCCACUCGUGUUCCUGCCUUUUCUGUUUACUCUGCCGGAAAAGGAGGGAAAGUGUCUCUACGUGGUGGUGUUGAUGGCCACGUUCUGGUGCACAGAGGCCCUGCCUCUGGCUGUCACGGCCAUGCUUCCUAUCUGCCUCUUCCCAACACUGGGAAUUCUUCCAGCCAAAAUGGUCUGCCCUCAGUAUUUCAUCGAAACCAACUUUCUUUUCCUCAGCGGACUUGUGAUGGCGUCGUCCAUCGAGGAGUGGGGGCUGCAUCGUCGGAUAGCCCUGAAGGUUCUGAGUAUUGUUGGAGUAAAACCAGCCUGGCUGAUCCUGGGAAUGAUGCUGACCUCAUCCUUCCUGUCCAUGUGGCUCAGCAACACGGCCACCACAGCCAUGAUGCUCCCCAUCGCCAAUGCCAUUCUGGAGAGCCUGUUUGGAGACCUUGAGAGCCUGAAGCAAAGGUGCAAAUCCCCCGAGGAUCGAGACAACACUGUGAUAAACGGCCAAUCAUCUACGAAGCUGCAUUCACUUCCAUCAGAGGUCUCAGAAAAACAAACUCUGUCCACAGAGGGGACGGAUGCAUCGGAGCUGCCGGAUGUGAGGACAACUGAGGAGAUCCGAUCGGAGUCGGAGUAUCAGCUGAAAGUGUGGAAAGGAUUCCUGAUCUGUAUUCCCUAUGCAGCCAGCAUCGGGGGGACGGCCACACUCACAGGAACCGCUCCAAACCUCAUCCUGAUUGGACAGCUAAAAAACUACUUCCCAGACUGUGAUCUCAUCAACUUUGGCUCCUGGUUUGCGUUUGCCUUCCCGCUCAUGCUCCUCUUCCUGUUUCUGGGAUGGCUUUGGAUUUCUUUUCUAUACGGGGGAUUGAAUGCAAGGUUGUGCUUUGCUAAACAUGACCAUAGGGCCCUGGCAGAAUCUAGAGCCAAAGCAUUGAUGGAGGACGAUUACAGAAAACUAGGACCAAUGAACUUUGCAGAAGGAGCCAUCUCUUUCUUUUUUGUUUUGUUUGCUGUUCUUCUGUUCACAAGAGAUCCUAAAUUUGUCACUGGCUGGUCGGUGUUCUUCAAAAAAGGGUACGUCUCAGAUGCCGUCACCGGUGUCAUCAUAGUGUCCAUCUUGUUCUUCUUCCCUUCACAGAAACCUUCUCUAAAGUGGUGGUUUGACCCAAAAGCCUCAAACACACCUUACGUUCCUCUGCUUUCGUGGAAAAAGGCCCAAGACUCCGUUCCUUGGAAUAUCAUUCUGCUUCUCGGAGGAGGCUUCGCCAUGGCAAAAGCCUGUGAGGAAUCUGGCCUUGCCUCGUGGAUCGGAGGCCACCUCCAGCCGUUGGCUGAAGUUCCUCCUGCUGCAGCUGUGAUGCUGAUCACUGCGUUCCUCGCCUGUUUCACUGAGUUUGCCAGCAACACGGCCACAAUAAUCAUAUUUUUGCCAGUCAUUGCUGAACUGGCUCUUCGUGUCUCUGUCAACCCCUUGUACUUCAUGAUCCCUGCCACUGUUGGCUGUUCCUAUGCCUUCAUGCUGCCAGUGUCCACACCGCCCAACUCCAUUGCAUUUGCAUCGGGACAUCUCAUGGUCAAAGACAUGGUGAAAACAGGCUUUGUCAUGAACAUCUUGGGGAUCCUCUCCGUCUCUUUGGCCAUGAACACUUGGGGAGUGGCCAUGUUCAGCCUGAGCUCCUACCCAGACUGGGCUCACCCUUUCAAUCAGACUAUUAAACCUAAUGUUCAUCUCCCCACAGCCCCGUCCAUCAACUCCACGCUCUGAGGACUCUCCUCUUUAGGAGCAAACCCAGAGAUGUAAUUAAACAGGGACUAAAGUCAGUUUUGUGUCUGUUCAGUCCUAACAUUUCCAGAACAUUCUUGGACCUUCAGCUGUUACUUGUGACAUUUGUGGCAAGCACACUAUGUUGCUGUGAGCGCAAAACAUGGUGCCUUAUUUCAUCCGCUCCAGGUGAUGAUGAAGAUGCUGAUGGCCUUUUCACACGCAGCCACAGAAACAUUUGAAUCCUGCAAUGACAGCUUGACAAAAUCUGAAAAGUGUUUUUUAUUGAGUGUGAAUAUUGUUACGACAAGGCUGACCUCAGCUGGAGGAACAAAAACGAGAAAAAAUCACUGAGAAAUCAUUUUGUUCAUUAACUGUAAUUUUGUAUAAAAUGUUCAGAAUUGUGUUGCACAUUUAAAAGCUUUAAAAGCACAAUUCACACAACAAAUAGUUCUUAGACUUUAGUUAAUCUUGACUAAUACAUCUGUAUAUUUUUGUUACAGAGUGAUUUAAAUUUGUGUAAUUGCAAUUCAUGGUAAGAUGAAAUUGUAAUGAUUUUGUCUUCCUUUUUAUGUUAAUCUGUAAAAGUUAAGAGUGUGUGUGUGUGUGUGUGUGUGUGUGUGUGUGUGUGUGUGUGUGUGUGUGUGUGUGUGUGUGUGUGUGUAUUUGUUAGCGGCUCCGCCCUUUCAGUCUGCUAAGCAACAGCAUUUGUUGCAUUUUUCAAACAGGACGUGGGAGUGGAGUAAUACUCGUGUGUGUAAGGUAUCACAAUAUAUAUAUAUAUAUAUAUAU
Nothobranchius furzeri (turquoise killifish) is the source of this 3350-nucleotide messenger RNA. RefSeq names its product solute carrier family 13 member 3 (gene slc13a3). Gene Ontology annotation, biological process: citrate transport; transmembrane transport. Gene Ontology annotation, cellular component: membrane. Lineage: Eukaryota; Metazoa; Chordata; Actinopteri; Cyprinodontiformes; Nothobranchiidae. The record is from RefSeq and is a predicted model, not a curated record. Gene Ontology annotation, molecular function: sodium:dicarboxylate symporter activity; citrate transmembrane transporter activity; succinate transmembrane transporter activity.